CUCUUAAAAGUGGAGGUAAGGAGCUGUGAGGCUCCACAGCGGAACGUGAACUCAAGAGGAGGCGACAGCUGUCAGAGGACCGACAAACACCACCAAGACUUUGCUUUGUUACAGGCUGCACAGAUGGAGACCAUGAAGAGUGACAAGAAAAGUGAGACAGGAGACGUUGGCAGUGAUUUAUCGGAGCAGAUUAAAUUGGCCACCAAGGACAGCCAUGAGAGAGCUGAAGCCACACAGCUGAUGCUGAAUUACCAGAAGGGACAGAUCACCCUGCCGCAGUACAAGGUGCUGUUGUGUUCCCUCUACGAGAUCUAUAAGGCGCUAGAAGAGGAGAUGGACAGAAAUUCCUCCCAUCCAGCUGUUGCACCGAUAUACUUCCCUCAGGAACUUGCCCGUCUGGAAUCACUCGAAACAGAUCUGGAGCACUUCUUGGGCUCAGACUGGAAGAAGAGGGUGAUUGUCCCCGCAGCCACUCUCAGAUAUGUGCAGAGACUCCAAAAGAUUGGCAAAGAGAGCCCAGAGCUGUUGGUGGCCCACGCCUACACUCGCUAUCUCGGGGAUCUAUCUGGAGGCCAAAUGUUAAGGAGAAUCACCCAGAAAGCUCUUAAUCUCAGCAGCAACGAGGGGCUUUCAUUUUUCGCCUUCCCCGGCGUGAGCAGCCCCAACCUCUUCAAGCGGCUGUACAGGAGCCGGAUGAACAGCAUCGAGCUGACGGAGGAGAAGAGGGCGGCGGUGCUGGAGGAGGCCGUUGACGCCUUCGAGUUAAACAUAAAGGUCUUUGACGACUUGCAGAAAAUGCUGAGUGUCCCAACAGAACCAGCGGAGUCAGAGGGCAAAGCUUCCAUGUUCCCAUCUUCAGCCAUCAUGCAGCUCACCGUGGGGUUGUGUGUCACCCUCACCACUAUUGGAAUGGGCAUCUAUACGUUGUAGGGUUUGAUGGGCACUUGUAGCAGAUACACAUGAAUAGCACUUUACUGAUUAACUAAUGCAACAAAUGAAAUGAAGACUGAAAUUCAGUCAGAGCAGAAACAGUGAUUUUCACAACUUGUUGUCAUUUUUAAUACAAACUUUAAUAAACAAUCCUACCUAUAA
Molecule: messenger RNA, 1092 nt
Organism: Chelmon rostratus (copperband butterflyfish)
Lineage: Eukaryota; Metazoa; Chordata; Actinopteri; Chaetodontiformes; Chaetodontidae
Gene: hmox1a
Product: heme oxygenase 1a
Exons: 6
Coding region: 124-930 (268 amino acids)
Biological process (GO): heme oxidation; response to oxidative stress; heme catabolic process
Molecular function (GO): heme binding; heme oxygenase (decyclizing) activity
Source: RefSeq, a predicted model, not a curated record